AUGGCAACAAACAUUGUCCAAGAGGAAGAAGAAACACUGUCUCUUUCUGAUCUUCCACUACCUCUCAACAACCCAAGUAAAGAAAACCACUCUGAGAUUAAUGAAACACAAGAAGAAUUCAAUUUCCGUUCAUGGGUUGGUCUCUUUUCAACCGAACCAGAAAUGUGUGUAGCAGAUGAAGUUUUCUUCCAAGGACAAAUCCUCCCAUCAUCACGUCUCUCGUUUAGCUCAGAAGCUGGCUUAUCAUCCAAUGAUCACGCUAAGCAGUUGAAGUCAAAGCAAGAAUCUUUGAGUUUUACCGACGGUUGUUUCAAUGAGUUUCGUAGCAAUAGUAGCACAAGCCAAAACUCAACCACAUCAAGUACCACUAGUUCUACAACAACAACAACAAGAACAAAUCCAAUAGUUUCAAUUUCAAAAACUCCAAAAACCAAAGUUAGAAACCAGUUUCACACACAUCCAAGUCCAAAGCCACAGUUAAAAUCAUCAACAUGUCCAAGAAAGUCUACAACUCAAAGUAGAAAAUCAUCGGUUUGGGAAAUUUUCCGUUUAGGUGUGGUCCCUACACCAGAAAUAGGACUGCAAGACCUAAAGGUUCGUAGCAGUAAUCAUAGAAACAGUGUAAGUUGCAACAGUAGUAGCAGUAGCAACAGCAAUAGUACUAAAAGUGUUAAAAUGAGUAAGAAGAAGAACGAUAAUGGUGGAAAGAGCAAUCAUGCUUUGAAACACUUAGUUGGUAAACGAGGUGGUUUGUUGAGUGGUUGUGAUUGUUCUUUUGAAACGGUGGUGAUCAAUGGUAGUGGUGUUAAAAGUGAUUACAAGACAGAAAGUACUAUGAAGCACGCUGUUAAAGAAAAAGUAAUGGAGUGGAAGAAACAAAAGCAAAGGCAAAAGCAAGGUAAAAAGGUUAUGUCACGUCGUAGAACGUUUGAGUGGCUUAAAGAAUUGCAUGCAAAUCAUCUUGAUGAAGAGGCUUUGUUGUCAAACUCGACAUGA
Messenger RNA from Vicia faba (fava bean), 996 nucleotides. The record is from the annotation of a GenBank genome assembly. Lineage: Eukaryota; Viridiplantae; Streptophyta; Magnoliopsida; Fabales; Fabaceae.